Vigna radiata var. radiata (mung bean) is the source of this 1183-nucleotide messenger RNA. Its product is annotated as cinnamoyl-CoA reductase 1. NCBI's taxonomy places the organism in Eukaryota, Viridiplantae, Streptophyta, Magnoliopsida, Fabales, Fabaceae. The record is from RefSeq and is a predicted model, not a curated record. Gene Ontology annotation, molecular function: oxidoreductase activity, acting on the CH-OH group of donors, NAD or NADP as acceptor. The coding region runs from base 86 to 1084 and encodes 332 amino acids. The transcript has 5 exons.
UCUUCGUAUUCCAUAACCAGUAAACUUCUUAGUGUUAUUAUUCCUUCAGUUUUGAUUCCGUUUCUCUCGAUCAAUCGUCGCCGAGAUGCCAACUGACACGUCAUCAUUUUCCGGUGAAACCGUCUGCGUGACCGGCGCCGGCGGGUACAUAGCUUCUUGGCUUGUGAAAGUUCUGUUAAAGGAAGGGUACACUGUGAGAGGAACCGUUCGAAACCCAGAGGAUCCGAAGAAUGGUCAUUUGAAGAAGUUGGAAGGAGCGAAGGAAAGACUCACUCUGUAUAAAGUUGAUCUCUUUGAUAUUGAUUCCAUUAAAGCUGCUUUUCACGGUUGCCACGGCGUGUUCCACACCGCUUCUCCGGUCACCGACAACCCCGAAGAGAUGGUGGAGCCGGCAGUGAAUGGAACGAAGAAUGUGAUAACAGUAGCUGCAGAAGCAAAAGUGCGGCGGGUGGUGUUCACUUCGUCAAUUGGCACGGUGUAUAUGAACCCUAACACGAGUAGGGAUGUGGUGGUUGAUGAAUCAUUCUGGAGUGAUUUGGAGUACUGCAAGAACACCAAGAAUUGGUACUGCUAUGGGAAGACGGUGGCUGAACAAUCAGCAUGGGAUAUAGCUAAAGAAAGAGGGGUGGAUUUGGUUGUGGUGAACCCAGUUGUGGUUAUUGGUCCAUUGCUUCAACCUACCAUUAAUGCUAGCACAAUUCACAUCCUGAAGUACCUUACUGGCUCUGCUAAGACCUAUGUAAAUGCCACACAGUCUUAUGUACAUGUUAAGGAUGUGGCACUAGCCCAUGUUCUUGUGUAUGAGACUCCUUCAGCUUCUGGUCGAUACAUAUGUGCCGAAAGUUCACUGCAUCGUGGUGAUCUCGUUGAAAUUUUGGCCAAGUUUUUCCCAGAGUACCCAAUUCCCACCAAAUGUUCAGAUGAAAAGAACCCGAGAGUAAAACCUUAUAUGUUUUCAAGCCAAAAGCUGAAAGAUUUGGGAAUGGAAUUCACCCCAGUGAAGCAGAGUCUAUAUGACACAGUUAAAAAUCUGCAAGACAAUGGCCACCUUCCUGUGCUCCCAAAGCAGGAAAACUCCUAUUGAAGUUAAAUCCUAACUAGCUAGGUUGCAAUACAUUAACAAGCUUAAAGUAGUUAUUAUUAAAUGAAUCUGUGUUGAGUUAAUUAUAUAAGAUCCUGAGAA